AUGUCGGCGACUUUACUAGAGGUGACUCGCGCGUAUCACGAGCAAGUCGAACGCCUCGAGCGAACAAUCGUCGAGGAAUAUCUCCAAAACGAACCUACUUGUAACAGAGACCGUCUUCACCAGAGCCACCGCGUUCGCAGUAUGAUCGAUCAAAUCUCCGCCACGACUUACAAACUCAUUGAGAUUUAUCAAGAUGACGACAAUGCCAGGAAAGAUGAGAUUGCGGCUCUCGAAUGCCAGAUGGAUAACGAACAUAACCUGUUUUACGAUCUAUUGAAAGAGAUUCGGGAGUAUCAUAGGCGUCAUCGUGUUGUUGAUCAUGCAACUGAUGAAAUUGAGCCAAUGCUCGAGGUAAUUUACUUCAGUGGCGAGGAAGGUUCUGGUCGUUAUCUAGAUCUGCACCAACUUUACAACGAUUACAUUAAUUCUAAAUUUGGAGAGCCCGUUGAGUACUCCGCCUACCUUGAAGUGUUUCCACAAGCUCAUCGGAAAAUACCUCGCAAAUUGAAGCUUACAAGGCAAUACAAGGAGUAUCUGAGCAAGCUGCUGGAGUAUCUCAUAGGUUUCUUUCAACGGACAGAACCCUUGCAAGACCUGGAAACCAUUUUCUCAAAGGUUAAAACGGAGUUGGAGGAGAACAACAACGGACAUGAUCCUUCUCGACACACUGCCAUUGAUCUUGAUGACUACAGCACAGUUGAAGAGCUCAUCGAGGCGGGACCUGAGCGGUUAAAGGAGGGUUUGGCAGCACUAGGACUAAAGACUGGUGGUACUAUUCUUGAGCGUGCAGAGAGGCUUUUCCUUACCAAGAAUACACCUCUCAAAAAUUUGGAUAAAAAGCAUUUUCUGAAAGGAGAACAAGAAAUUGCCUUGAUGGAAGCUAAGAUGGAAAAGCUAUGCGAUCUGUUACAUAAGACAAUAGUACGUACAAAAGAAAAUGUUGAGAAGAAGCAGGCUUUAACAUACCGAGAGAUGGAAGUAGAACGAUCAGAAGAUGAUGAGGUACAAGCCGACACUGAAAGUGAUGACGAUGAGCAGAAAAUUUAUAAUAAUCCUUUGAAGUUGCCAAUGGGUUGGGAUGGGAAGCCUAUACCAUACUGGUUGUACAAGCUUCAUGGUCUGGGUCAGGAGUUUAAAUGUGAGAUAUGUGGGAACCAGAGUUACCGGGGCCGUAGAGCCUAUGAGCGUCACUUUAAGGAAUGGAGGCAUCAGCACGGAAUGCGUUGCCUUGGCAUUCCUAAUACCAAGAAUUUCAAUGAAAUCACAUCGAUUGAGGAAGCGAAACAAUUAUGGGACCGUAUACAAGAGCGUCAAGAAGUGAACAAGUGGCGUCCGGACCUUGAAGAGGAGUAUGAAGACCAAGAGGGAAAUAUCUAUAGUAAGAAAACAUACACCGAUCUGCAGCGACAGGGGUUGAUAUAGGCUAGCUAUCAACACUCGGUUCC
Molecule: messenger RNA, 1445 nt
Organism: Daucus carota subsp. sativus
Lineage: Eukaryota; Viridiplantae; Streptophyta; Magnoliopsida; Apiales; Apiaceae
Product: splicing factor SF3a60 homolog
Exons: 1
Coding region: 1-1422 (473 amino acids)
Biological process (GO): mRNA splicing, via spliceosome
Cellular component (GO): nucleus; spliceosomal complex
Molecular function (GO): RNA binding; zinc ion binding
Source: RefSeq, a predicted model, not a curated record